AUGGUUGGAUUUAAUUUAUUGUUAUCAGUUUUGACAUUUUUACUGUCAUCUUCUUUGGGUUAUGAAGUAUCGAUAGAUACAAUCUUAGACGGCUCAGUACCUGCUGGCGAAGCUGUCACUGUCGACUCAGGGUCUUACUUAGGUUUAAUCCAUGGUUCUACCCAAACAUUUUCUAGUGAUUUAACAGUCAAUGGUGGAUUAUAUAUUACUGAUACAAAUACUGCUGACGCUGGUAUGACGUUAACCACAGACGGUAACUUAGUAAAUACCGGUAUAAUUGUAGUCGAUAAUAGAAACGCAUCAAGUGGUAUGACUGCAAACAUAGGUGGCUCAACAUUCGAGAAUGAUGGGCAAAUAUUUUUCGCUGGUUCAUCUCAAGGUAGUCCCAAUGAUUUCACAAUUAAUCCAAGUGACUCGAUAAUUAAUAGAGGCACUAUUCAAUUUAGUCAAGAUUCAAUGGGCUCAAAUUCAGCUACAUUACAAUCAAACUCUAUCGUUAACGAUGGUACUAUAUGCUUAACGAAUAUGGACUCAACUAUUCAAUCUGAUACCAGUGGUAGUGGUUGUUUUGAUAUUGGAGAAAAUUCUAUAUAUGCCAUUCAAGGGAAAGAUACAGCUAUCGCUACAAAUCAAACAUUUUAUUUAUCCUCUACAACUUCAACACUCUACUCUGAAGGUAACUCUUUGACUGAUAAUAUAAUAGUUAGAGGAUUUGGUAAUGGUAAUACACUUACUUUUAGAACCUCCAUUGUUUCUACUUCAUACGAUGAUACCACAGGUAUUCUAACGGUAAACCUUUUCCCAUUAAUUACUCAUAAAUAUGAUAUUGGAUUAGGUUAUGAUUCAUCUAAAUUUGAAAUAGAAAGUGUAAGUAAUGACAUUGCAGCUGAUCUUAUUAACAAUGGUCUUUAUUAUAGAGGUGCACCACCGACAAGUUCGAGACCUGUUCAAUGUGCAGCAUGUCAGCCAAUUCCUUGGAUCCCUGCAUUAGAAAUUCCAGAUCCAUACACCACAACCGUAGUUAGUGAACUUUCAACUUUAUCAGAGGUAGUCUCAUUCUUUGCAUCUACUUCUGACGGUAUUCCAGUUGUGGCUUCAACAAUAUCUAUUAUCCCUCCACCAAUAACGGCCUCUAGCUCAAACUCGGAGACCAAGACUGAACGAAGUACUACAGUCGUCCCCACCUCAAGCUCGUCGUCGCCUAUUAUUACGACUGAAGCAGUAUCAUCAUUAUUGUCCAAAUCUGAUGGAGAUAACAAUAGUAAAACAAUUGAGAGUUGUGUCAUCACAGAAACAAAAACAGCAUAUAAUAGUACCGUAGACCACACCACUUAUCUAUAUAUUACAGGAACAGACUCCGAGACAAUAACUCUAUCUAGUGUAGUAACGACGCGUUACGUCACCAAAGGAGCGCCUCUUAGUUCAGCUUAG
Messenger RNA from Naumovozyma dairenensis CBS 421, 1431 nucleotides. RefSeq lists its product as uncharacterized. Lineage: Eukaryota; Fungi; Ascomycota; Saccharomycetes; Saccharomycetales; Saccharomycetaceae. The transcript has a single exon. The record is from RefSeq and is a predicted model, not a curated record. Bases 1 to 1431 code for a protein of 476 amino acids.